Molecule: messenger RNA, 2974 nt
Organism: Trematomus bernacchii (emerald rockcod)
Lineage: Eukaryota; Metazoa; Chordata; Actinopteri; Perciformes; Nototheniidae
Gene: wnt4
Product: wingless-type MMTV integration site family, member 4
Exons: 6
Coding region: 457-1650 (397 amino acids)
Biological process (GO): cell fate commitment; neuron differentiation; multicellular organism development
Cellular component (GO): extracellular region
Molecular function (GO): cytokine activity; frizzled binding
Source: RefSeq, a predicted model, not a curated record
UCCGCAGCGCCAGACGCACCGAGAGACGGUGGAGUGAGAGGAACCGUGCGUAAAAACGCUCUCAGUGUGCAUGUGUCGGUGUUGGAGAGUUGGAGAGUGCGCGCUGACAGACAGGAGCGUCUCCAGAUGAGGAGGAAGAUCCAGCGGAGAUCUUCUUCACUUUUAUUGACCUCUAAUCCACGCUCUUCUUUUUUCCUGGCUGGCUCAGCGGAAGAAGAAAAUAAACAUUAAGAAGAAGAAGAAGAAGAAGAAGAAGAAGAAGAAGAAGAAGAAGAAGAAGAAGAAGAAGAAGAAGAAGAAGAAGAAGAAGAAGAAGAAGAAGAAGGGUGCGAUUCAGAGUAAUUUUUAGUAUUUUUAGCAUCCCUCUUUUCCCCCUCUCCCCGUCCCUUCUGAGUGCGGAGUGGCGGAGGGAGGGACGGGAGAACCGGGCGGACACUCUGCGCGCCUCCCCGGUGGAUGAGCCCCUGGAUGCGGGACGAUGGAUUAACAGCCCUCCCCGGAGCCCGCAGCUGCUUCUUUUUUCCCCGCCGACCCCCUGUCCUUCUCGGGAUUAUUUCAGCCCUCUGUGACCCCCCCGACCUCCCUCUCGAGAUGAGCGAGGAGUGUGUGUUGCGCUGCGUCCUGAUGCUCUGCUGCGCGCUGCUGUCCGCCAACGCGAGCAACUGGCUGUACCUGGCCAAGUUGUCGUCAGUGGGAAGCAUCCGGGAUGAGGAGACGUGCGAGAGGUUACGAGGUCUCAUCCAGAGACAGGUGCAGAUCUGUAAGCGCAGUGUGGAGGUGAUGGAUGCCGUGCGUCGUGGAGCUCAGCUGGCGAUCGACGAGUGUCAGUUCCAGUUUAGAAACCGGCGAUGGAACUGCUCCACGCUGGAGACCAUGCCUGUGUUUGGAAAAAUUGUCACGCAGGGCACCCGUGAGGCAGCCUUUGUGUACGCCAUCUCAGCAGCCAGUGUGGCGUUUGCGGUCACGAGGGCCUGCAGCAGCGGAGAGCUGGAAAAAUGUGGCUGUGACCACAAUGUUCAUGGAGUCAGUCCAGAGGGGUUCCAGUGGUCGGGCUGCAGUGAUAACAUUGCAUACGGAGUGGCCUUCUCCCAGUCCUUUGUGGAUGUGAGGGAGAGGAGUAAAGGCCAGUCGUCCAAUCGGGCACUCAUGAACCUGCACAACAACGAGGCCGGCAGGAAGGCCAUCCUGUCCCACAUGCGUGUGGAGUGCAAAUGUCACGGUGUGUCCGGCUCCUGCGAGGUGAAAACCUGCUGGAAAGCCAUGCCGCCUUUCCGCAAAGUGGGCAACGUCAUCAAGGAGAAGUUUGACGGUGCCACUGAGGUGGAGCAGCGUAAAGCGGGCACCACUAAAGUCCUCAUGCCUCGAAACUCCCAGUUCAAACCGCACACGGACGAAGAUCUGGUCUACCUUGAGCCCAGUCCGGAUUUCUGCGACCACGACCCCAAAAUGCCGGGAAUGUUUGGCACGGUUGGACGUCAGUGUAACCGAACAUCAAAGGCUAUAGACGGGUGCGAGCUGAUGUGCUGCGGACGAGGUUUCCAGACUCAGGAAGUGGAGGUGGUGGACAGGUGCAGCUGCAAAUUCCACUGGUGCUGCUACGUCAAAUGCAAACAGUGCCGCAAAAUGGUGGAGAUGCACACUUGCCGGUGAUGGGAGUCGGGGGCAAAGAGGACUUAUGGACAAAUCAAACGCCCCACACUCUAAGGAAAGAAAGGGAACAAGAAUGACUGUUGAAUGUCCCUCUUCUCCUGCUUGAAACCACCCCACCCUCCCACUACUGGUCCCUUUGUGCUCGUCCUGUUCGUGUUAUUCCACCUUAAUGGAUAUCAGUAGAUUAUGCAUGGGAUCUGCUACAGAGCUCCAGAGGCAGUUCUUCUCAAGUAGAAAGCAUCUUUUACUUUCUGUCUCCCUCCAUCCCUCACUCUUACAUUUGCUUUGUCAUUGAUUGCUUCUUAUUUUUGUAUUGUUUAACUUAUUUGUUGAGACUGAGGAGAUUGACGGGGAGUGGACCUAAGAAGGAGGAGAUAAUAAGGGACGAACUGGACCCAUGGGUGGGGUAAAAGGGUUGGGUUGGGGUCAAAAAGAGGGUUGUUUGCCCUUUAUCCUUGCUGCUGCUGCUGCUUCGGGACUCACUUUGUCAAAAAGGAGACGUAAAGUCUGUCAGAGGACGGAUCUGACCAACAGAGGACAAACUAUCGCAGACGGACUUUCUGUGAUUUGCUUCUUGUGUGUACAUGUUCCGCGCUGAGGUUCGGUUGCUUGUGAGUCAUUUAUUUUGCCCCCUGCAAUGCCCUGAUGCUGCUCCACUCACACACACACACACACACACACACACACACACACACACAGCAAACAUUACUCCAAAUCAACACCUGUAUUCAUCCACAGCUGCAACCAGAAACCUUCUAUCAUAAACAUUUUCCAGGUCAGAUUUGAAACGAUACGGCCCCAUUUCAGAACAUGAUUUUUGGACAUUUUAGCUUGUUCCGAUUGAUGUUGAUCUUGGCCUCCUCCUGCACCUUGCCGUAUGCCAAAUGCUAGUUUGCAACAGAAUCAUGCAUGCACACGCAAACACACUCAAUGUAAACACACACAGAUACACAAAGGGCUUGCCAAGCAUGUUAAAGCAUGCAUGAUGACUGAAGCACUUUCUCUCCAAGCGCACAUAGAGCCCUCACCCCACAGCAACCAAUAACUGACCACAUAUCCAACUAUACCUGUUCCUCUCAUACACACACACACAUGCACUCACACACACACACACACACAUGCACUCACACACACAAACACCUUUCCCAUGCCACUGUCAGGACUGUAUUGUUGUCUUGUACUACCACCAUAAAGCCAAGCUUUCCUAUAAUAACGUGCUAUCAUUAUAGAGACAUACUGUAGAUCUGUAAAGACUUAUACACUGAAGAAGACUAUACUGCCUAUGAAUGUAUGUUAAUAAUGAAUAUAUGCUGUGUCAAAAUGA